GAUCUCGCUGCCAGCAGCGGGUGAAACGGGUCGAAGACACCGCUGAAUCCACGGAGUGAAUGUGUCCAAGAUCCAACCUAGAACUAAGUUCACCGAGGAGUAAAACCGUGGAGACAGCGGGUCCAACAGACUGGAGGAAGCUGUGGAGAAACAUCGGGUCUUUUUGAAGGAAUAAUCUCAGAUUACGAAGAGGAGCUGUCGAGUUGGAGAGAAAAUGAGCGCAGUGUUUCCUGCAGAUGUUCAGCAGACUCUGCUGAUCAGACCGGAUGCUCCUGAGGAAUGGAGGCCUGAUGUGGACCAGCAGGACCCAGAACACCUCUACAUAAAGGAGGAAGAGGAGGAACUCUGGACCAGAUUGGAGGGAGAGCAGCUCAGUAUGAAGGAGGAGACUGAUGCCAGCAGGUUUUUGUUUACUGCAGUUCAUUUGAAGACCGAGGAUGAUGAAGAGAAGCCUCUGUUCUCACAUAUUCAUCAGCAGAAUCCAGAGCCCCUCCAUAUAAAGGAGGAAGAGGAGGAACUCUGGACCAGAUUAGAGGGAGAGCAGCUCAAUGUGAAGGAGGAGACUGAUGCCAGCAGGUUUUCAUUCACCACAGUUUAUCUGAAGAGUGAGGAUGAUGAAGAGAAGCCUCAGUUCUCACUUCAUCAGCAUCAAAUGGAGGACAGAGAUGUUCCAACCAGCAGCUCAGCUGACCAGGUGAAAGUAGAAGCUGAUGGAGAGGACUGUGGAGGAGCAGAAACCAGCAGGAACCCAGAUCUAAAUCCUCAUGGAGAUGCUUCUAGCUCUUCAGAGUCUGAAGUCAGUGAGGAUGAUGAAGAGGACGAGGAUGGGAACAAUCCCGACUCUCAGCUGGAACACUUUUCAGACUCUGGGUCAACAAAUGAAGACAGUGACAAAGACUGGAAGGAGAGCAGAGCUCCUGAUUCAGCUGUAAACUCUGUCAACAAAUGUUUCAGCUGCUCUGAGUGUGGUAAACAAUUUCUACACAACCAAUCACUUCAGAGACACAUGACAUGUCAUUCAACAGGAAGACAUUCAAGUUGUUUGGGUCAGAAGAAAAGUGUAGAGAGACACAGGAAAAUCCAGACAGGACCAAAAUCAUUUAGCUGUGAUGAAUGUGAUAAAAGGUUUAACAGUAAAAUAAAUUUAACAACACACAUGAGAGUCCACACAGGACAAAAACCUUAUGAAUGUCAGAAUUGUGGACAGAGAUUUAGCCAGAUGUCAAGUUUAAACACUCACAUGACAAUCCACACAGGAGCAAAACCAUAUGAAUGUAAGAUUUGUGGACAAAGAUUUAGCUAUAAACACCGUUUAAAGGGACAUAUGUAUCUCCAUACAGGACAGAAGCCAUUUAAAUGUAAGAUUUGCGGACGUCAAACUCGCCAGAAGUCAAAUUUAAACUCGCACAUGAGAGUCCAUACAGGACAGCAACCUUAUAAAUGUCAGAAUUGUGGACAAAGAUUUAGCCAGAAGUCAAAUUUAAACUCGCACAUGAGAGUCCACACUGGACAGAAACCUUAUGAAUGCCAGAAUUGUGGACAGAGAUUUGGCCAUAAGUCAAGUUUAACCUCGCAUAUGAGAGUCCACACUGGACAGAAACCUUAUGAAUGCCAGAAUUGUGGACGGAGAUUUGGCCAUAAGUCAAGUUUAAACUCGCAUAUGAAAAUCCACACAAGAGCAAAACCAUAUGAAUGUGAGUUUUGUGGACAAGGAUUUAGGCAGACAACAGAUUUAAACUUUCACAUGAGAGUCCAUUCUGGACAGAAACUACUUAAAUGUGAGCUCUGUGGACAAAGAUUCAGCCAUGAGAUAACUUUAAACUUACACAUGACUGUCCACACAGGACAGAUACCGUUUGAAUUUGAGGAUUGUUGACAAAGAUUUAACCGUUUAGAUAUUUAAA
This is a messenger RNA of Nematolebias whitei (Rio pearlfish), 1904 nucleotides long. RefSeq names its product gastrula zinc finger protein XlCGF57.1-like. NCBI's taxonomy places the organism in Eukaryota, Metazoa, Chordata, Actinopteri, Cyprinodontiformes, Rivulidae. The transcript has 2 exons. Gene Ontology annotation, molecular function: RNA polymerase II cis-regulatory region sequence-specific DNA binding; DNA-binding transcription factor activity, RNA polymerase II-specific. The coding region runs from base 215 to 1876 and encodes 553 amino acids. The record is from RefSeq and is a predicted model, not a curated record. Gene Ontology annotation, cellular component: nucleus. Gene Ontology annotation, biological process: regulation of transcription by RNA polymerase II.